AUGCCAGCUGCGGUGCCACCGAUUCGAAGGAAACUGGUCAUCGUCGGCGACGGUGCAUGCGGAAAGACCAGCCUUCUCUGUGUAUUUGCGAUUGGAGAGUUUCCGCGCGAAUAUCAACCAACAAUCUUUGACAACUAUGUAGCCGAAAUCCGGCUUGAUGGAAAGGCCGUCCAGCUAGCCCUAUGGGACACCGCGUACGUUGAAUGCUCAACCCUCGUCUGUGACCUGCCAGGCGUCUCGUAUGACGCCGAGCUACAAGGAGCUCUUCCGGAGCAAAACUACUUCCGAGCUGCAAAUCUGCAUGCCGUGGAGCUCAUUAUGGCCGGCUUCCUUCGAGAGCCAAAACCCCCUCUUCUCAACCGCCAGGAAUAUGAGCGUCUACGACCCCUCUCGUAUUCGAAAUCGCACGUGGUGCUCAUUGCCUUUGCGAUCGACACCCCGGAUUCGCUGGAAAACGUGACCGUAAAGUGGAACGAAGAGGUUCGGUCAAUCUGCGGUCCAUCUGUUCCUGUCCUCCUGGUUGGCCUCAAGUCAGAUUUGCGACCGCCUCCUGGCCACCCUGACAGUGAUCAAUACGUCUCUCGCGAACGCGCCGAAGAAGUCGCGCAACAGAUUGGUGCGAGAGCGUACAAAGAAUGCUCUGCGCUCAAGAUUCAAGGUGUUGACGACGUCUUUGAGGCAGCCACGAGAGCGAGCCUGUUGGUCAGAGACAAUCCGACCCCGAGGACGAAAAAGCCAGAGGCGGAUGGGUACGGCGGAACCAAGGAACCUUCAGAUCACGGCAAAGGAUGCUGUGUCGUUUGCUAA
Serendipita indica DSM 11827 is the source of this 807-nucleotide messenger RNA. NCBI's taxonomy places the organism in Eukaryota, Fungi, Basidiomycota, Agaricomycetes, Sebacinales, Serendipitaceae. The record is from the annotation of a GenBank genome assembly.